AUGGCCGAGCUCACUCGCACCCUGCCUGCCUCAUGGUACUGCAACAAGCCACUCUAUGAAAUGGAGCGCAAGGCCGUCUUCCUCAAAGACAAAGAAUUGCGCAGCCACCUUACACCAACUGGCCUGCUAUUCUCAACAAUCGCCGAUGAUGCACCUUCUUUCCAUGAGUUCUUCCCAGAACUCGAGGCAUUAUUGGGUAAAGUUGACUUCACCCGGCUGCCCUACCGACGCAGCAUUCGCUACGAGGGUCGCUUCAAUUGGAAGACAAUGUGA
This is a messenger RNA of Penicillium cataractarum, 273 nucleotides long. RefSeq lists its product as uncharacterized. The transcript is spliced from 2 exons. The coding region runs from base 1 to 273 and encodes 90 amino acids. Lineage: Eukaryota; Fungi; Ascomycota; Eurotiomycetes; Eurotiales; Aspergillaceae. The record is from RefSeq and is a predicted model, not a curated record.